Molecule: messenger RNA, 3656 nt
Organism: Diprion similis
Lineage: Eukaryota; Metazoa; Arthropoda; Insecta; Hymenoptera; Diprionidae
Exons: 5
Coding region: 1692-3452 (586 amino acids)
Source: RefSeq, a predicted model, not a curated record
CGCAUCUUUCUGCAAAAGUACGACCAGCCAAGCUUGUUUGACAACUCGCUUUACAUUUUUACUUUCUUUUUCUCUCUCUUUCUUUUUCCACCUCACCAAUCAGUUGCAUAGUUUACGUUUUUAAUUCGCUAGUUUCAGUCGAUCCGAUGCUCGGAUAAACCCUGGGGGGUCGAUAGGUCUCCACUUUUUUUAUGCGAUUUUUUUAUCACCGUAUUUAUCGCGCGAUCAUUUCACAGAAUAUUGUUUUUCCAAAUGAGCAGAAUUUAUUCUCUUUGUCGGAAUACGUUCAUGCUAAGAUUGAUACACGUUAAACGUAAAUGAAAAGUGGUUAAACCGAAUUGUUCGUUUCGCAAAAUUUGGAUUAUGUUUGGAAAAAGAUCUUCGAUGAGUUCGUACCGUAUGUAAUGUAUAUUUAUAAUAUAGAUUUAAAAAAUCUGGAUCAAUCUAUUUUUCAACUAAUUUUCAACCACGUCUAGAAGUUACUUGGAGGUCAACUCAUCUCUGUUUCUUCUUUCGUCACAUUUCAGAUUACUGCACACCUCUCGCAUUCUAAUUCCGAAUCAUUGGAGAGGAUAGAUGAAAAGAAAAAUCUGUUGCAAAUGAGGGAUCGCGUGAAUGCUCGUGAGUAGUGAAUCAAAGACGGGAUUUAUCGAUUGUACAAAUGGUCAGGACCAUCGUUCGAUAAUUCGCAAAUGGAUUCAGACUCUUGAGGGAUGUAACGGAAUCGUCAAGAGCAUUUCGUGGAUGUUUCGAAGCGUCGACGAAGGAAUUAUAGUGCAGACUACCCGAAUGCCGAUACUUCCGGAAUUGUUUAUGGAAACGAACAAGCUGAUUUACGGUAUAAAAAAAGGACACAAGAGGACAACGAUGAGUUUUGAAAACUCUGAAAAAUUCGUCAUCGUGUGUAAGUGCUUUUGGUAAUUGUGUGCCGAUUGGAUUGAGUCAGUGUUUAACCCGCCAAGGACCGACUAACAAGGAAAUUAGUUCUUCGAUUGUGAAGGUAAAACCGCUAGUGCGUAUACUGAAACGGUGUUGAAUCAAACGUAGGUUGUUACGUUAAUUAUUUUCGUCGUUUAACCUUCACUGCGUUCCGUUGCUCAAGGCAACGGAUAUCGUUCAGUGAAUAAAAUGACAACUACAGUCUUGGCUUGAGAGUGAAAACAUACCGAUUCACCGUCAAGUUCGGAAGUGACAAUCGCUGGGUUGAUACCUCAGGCUUGUGAGUAGUCGGUUAGUGUCUCUCCAGAGGUUCCGAUUCUCAGGAAUUAUGCACGCGGAAAGCGAUAGCAAUUUCUCAGUGUCUUUACUGUGACGUAACCGAAGAAAGUGUCUAUAACAAACCUGUUAUUAUCCGGACGAUCGUCAUCGCCCUUCCACGGAGACCAAAGCGCUCCAAGCGUCAUUAAACAAGGUGAAAAUUCGUCUACGGUGCCGGUGAAGCCGAGCAUUUCGAUACCGGAAGAAUUGAUCGACGUUUAAAUCGAUCGGUAUGAGUGGAAGAAGCCAGGUUAAAAGCGGACGCGUUUACGCCGUCCUUCUAAAGUAAGUGGAUGGGACUUUGGCCGACCUCCAGGUUACAAAAACUUUGCCGGAAAAACUAUUGGAAGCAGUUGGUGUGAUGAAAUCUUACCGAUCAUCGGUCGUCGCUGUUUGACCCUUAUCGAUAUCUGAUCGGGAAUCACGAUACCAGAAUGUCGUCGAACGGCGAAUUCUCGACGAUCUCCAGCGGCGAAGGAACAUCCUUGCCAAAGUCCCUGCCGAGCUCGCGCGAAGCGACGGCGGAGACGAACUCCGGUGGUUUUAUGCCCCUUCGGGAAUUCCUCGACAGAUUUUCCCUACCAAGGGUUGUGCGACUUGAGGGUACGGGUGGCAGACCUGUCCUCCUCUACAAGCAGCAGCCAAGGUCACUCAGGGUCACGGCGACUCUGCUGAUGCAUCGUUAUCGGCACGACGUCAAGGUGGGACCAGAAAUCGUCAUCCCCGAAGGCUAUCCCGGCUGGUUCUCCGUAGUGUCUGGCAGCAACUUGACCGGAACUGCGAGAGUCUAUCGAAGAGUUGAAACCCUCGUGAGAGCCGGAGUCCCAGCUUUCCUAUUGACUUCGCCCCUCAGAGCGUACACCCUGACGCAUUCGAAAAUGGAAAACGGUAACCUCCGAGCUCACUACACGAAAACGACGGUCCGUGCCGGCGAGGUCCUACGGCUGGUCGCGGUCUUCCAGGACACGAGGCGCUAUCCCCUGACCUUUGGGAUCAGCGGGGUUAAGGGAUCUUUGGAGAAGGAUCAGUACGCGCAAUGUCUAGACUCCCACGGAAGGGAAAUCUUCGCUCCUCUCUCUGCCAGAGGCGAAUUUUAUGCGACCUGCCCCAGCGGGAGCUCGGACACUGACUCUGACGCCAUACUCUACAAGGUGCACCAACUCGCUAAAAGGGAUCUGCCACUCAAGGUGAGACUAGUGGCUGGUCCUUUGCCAGUCCCUCUUCCCCGUGAGUACGCGGGCUUGAUGCAGCUUCAAACAGCUACCAGAGGCUCAAUUGUAUUGGGAUGUCUCGUACCAGAGAGACCAGUACACGAUCCAGAAAUGCUCGAACUGAUGGUUUCAGAGCCUGGAGCGCCACGAGUUAGACGCGCUCGUCUCGGUUAUCCUUCGGAGGCUCGGCUACUUGCAUCUCCAAAGAUGCAGAGAUUACUGACUGCCUGCUGGACGCUGGGUGACCGUGCCACGGAACCAAGAGUCGCACCGCAUACGUGGCAACCAAAGAUCACGCCAGAAAAGGAGCUUAACUUGAAGGAAAUUAAACCAAAGCCCGAAACAAAGCCAAUCCUGCGAAGUCUUCGCGAUGGUUUAGAGAAUCUGAAGAAGACAGCAAGUCGAGAACGAAGCCAAACAAGACAAACGGGGAACGGUGGUGGUUUCCUUGAAAAAAUCUCGAAGCUAACUCAAAGUAGCAAAAGCCGGAAUCCGGCGAAGAAGUCGGCUUCUUUCACGUUCGCCGUUCGACCGGAAGUCGCAAUGCGCUCGGGGGAGAAGUACGCGAGUCUUGAACCGGACGUGACGUCAGCCGGCAGCAACAGGGGUGCCAAACAACCAGUUCAGAGAUCGGUCUCGGCUGGUGUCCUGGACACACAUCAGGCUCACGUUGAGCUUGAGCCAAACUACGCCCGGGUUAGGGAUAGUCUGGUGCUUUCAUCUAGUCCGCCAAAUCUGACGAAGGCCAAGGCGGAAGACAUAUACGCGGAGAUAUGCGAGAAUGCCGCCGCUGAAAACGUGCCAAACUUAUCGGAUAAUCAUAUCGUCGCAAGAGUGAAAAUCAUCGUGCGAAACGAUAGCGUUUAUCCCGAUGCUGACGAAAGAAGUGGCCAUAAUAAUUAUGUCAAUUUAAUACACACCUCCCAACAGAUCGAUUCAAUCAUCAACACCGACGUCGACGUGGUAUAUAACACGGUUUUAUGAACCUCGGGGUCGUUGAUGGAACGAAUCGUUGUUGCCGAUUGUGGCAAUAUCGUAUGUUGCGAGGAAAAAGCUUGGCGUGCUAGACAUUUGUAUUAUAGUUGUCGAUAUAGACAGAUGUAAAUUCGUAGAUUAUUUCUAAUUAUAUACAUACGUGUAAAUAUAUUCAAAUACAUGACACAUGCAUCUGUUUUGAAACAAUAUACG